Clarias gariepinus (North African catfish) is the source of this 12203-nucleotide messenger RNA. It is a transcript of the gene insrb, whose product is annotated as insulin receptor b. Gene Ontology annotation, biological process: glucose homeostasis; positive regulation of MAPK cascade; positive regulation of phosphatidylinositol 3-kinase/protein kinase B signal transduction. The transcript is spliced from 21 exons. Gene Ontology annotation, molecular function: insulin receptor substrate binding; ATP binding; phosphatidylinositol 3-kinase binding. The coding region runs from base 979 to 5007 and encodes 1342 amino acids. Lineage: Eukaryota; Metazoa; Chordata; Actinopteri; Siluriformes; Clariidae. Gene Ontology annotation, cellular component: insulin receptor complex; axon; membrane. The record is from RefSeq and is a predicted model, not a curated record.
UCCAUAUGAGACACAACGACCAAUUUUCCCCACUUUGUUUUUUUUUUUUUUUUUGUCUACGUUCAAGUUAUUUGACGCGUCCGUAUGAAAUGCAUGUAGCGCUGAAGCGGUGUGGUGUUCAGCGCGGUUCGGUCUCGGGUGUCGCGAGGCUUUAAGACUCUCAGUGAGCACGGCGAGGCGCUCACACCAGCAGCACAAACCGCACCAUUUUGGCUCGGAAAAACACUAAACAGACGAAUUCCCAGCGCGUGAACGAGUGUGAGUCGCGCUGUAUCGGAGUGUUUCAGGGAGAAUCCUCUCCGUGUUUGGAUCCUGUCUGGAAAAUUAAAGGCGAACUUGUGGUCGAGGAGGAAAACACUGAGCGCUGCUUGAAAUUACACGAGCUGUGGAUUAACUUCGAUUUAUCCUGCAGCAUAAAGAAGUUGAGGUGGUAAUUAAUUUGAAUAUUUACAGAACGCAAAAAAACGCAUUUUUGCGAGUUAAUAAAACGAAAACAGCAACCUUGUGUGAGCUCGGUAAAUCAGCUUGUUUUUGCUGGAGCUUGACUGAGGAACCUGCAGCAGGCCUAGUAAACACAUGUCAGAUUUCUCUCAGCUCAAAACACCAUCUGGAUGUGUACUGCUUUUUUUUAAGGAUGUCCACGUAACGUGCUAAAAUGAAGAUUUGCAUCCAUUUGCCUUUUUGCAAGAACACGAGAUCACAUAGUUUGAUUGCAGUGUGGUGGAAAGUGCAGAAGACUGAGGAAUAAAGUCAGCCUCUGGAGCUGAGGUCAGACUGAAGCACCACGUUGGGCUUGGGCUCCGGGUUCGGGCCGCUUUGCCUCAACUUUUCCCAACUUUUCCUGGACUUAUUUGACUCUUUUGACUUGUGCUUUUUUUUGAUAAUAAGGACGUUUUGCUGUGAAGCUUUAAAAGCAACACAAAUCGGAUUUAAGGAUUCCACCCCAGAAAAAUAAAAAGAAACACACCUAGAAGCACAAUGCGACCACAGUCGUCGUUACUGCCUGUUUUCCUCACGUUUGCCAGCCUUUUGUGGCAUUCUGGACCUUUACAUGCUGAAAUCUGCUCCAGCAAAGAUAUCCGGAACAACGUGACCAACCUGCGCUCUCUGGAGAACUGCACGGUGAUCGAGGGCCACCUGAAGAUCCUACUCAUGUUCAAGACCGAAGCUGAGGACUUCCGUGACCUAAGCUUCCCUAAGCUGGUGAUGAUCACUGACUACCUGCUACUGUUCCGUGUCUACGGCCUGGAGAGCCUGGGCAAGCUGUUCCCCAACCUCACGGUCAUCCGCGGCAACAACCUGUUCUUUAAUUACGCUCUGGUGAUUUUCGAGAUGCUGCAGCUGAAGGAGGUGGGACUGCACAGUCUGACAAACAUAACACGCGGAACCGUGCGCAUGGAGAAGAACCCCGACCUCUGCUACCUCUCCACACUCGACUGGUCCAAAAUCCUUGAUUCAGUGGAGGACAACUACAUAGUGGCGAACAAAAACGAGCGCGAGUGCGGCGACAUCUGUCCUGGAACCAUCACGGCAGAGAUCAAGUGUGUCCAGACCACCAUCAAUGGGCAUUUUGGACAACGCUGCUGGAACCAGAACCACUGCCAGAGGAUUUGUCCUGCUGUGUGUAAACAUCGUGCCUGCACCUUGUCCAAUGAGUGCUGUCAUGAUCAGUGUCUAGGCGGAUGCUCUAAGCUGGGCAGUGCCAGGGCGUGUGUGGCAUGUCGUCACCUCCUGCAUGAAGACACCUGCGUGGAACGAUGUCCUCCUGGUUACUUCACCUUCAAAGGGUGGCGCUGCGUCUCCUACCAGUUCUGUCAGGAACUUCACAACCACUGCAAGCAGGCGAAGAGCAAAGACUGUCACCAGUAUGUCAUCCACGAUGGAGCAUGUAUCCCAGAAUGCCCUUCCGGAUACACCACCUUGGACUCAACGUUAAACUGUACUCUGUGUGCCGGUCUCUGCCCUAAGCUGUGUACCGGUGUGCACACCAUCGACUCUGUGACGGCGGCUCAGGCUUUGCGUGGUUGCACCGUCCUCAAUGGCAGCCUCACCAUAAAGAUCCGUGGUGGCAACAACAUUGCAGCAGAGCUGGAGGCAAACCUGGGUCAGUUAGAAGAGAUCACAGGCAGCCUGACCAUCCGCAGGUCUUUCGCCCUCAUCUCGCUGUCCUUCUUCCGGAAACUUCAUCUCAUCCGCGGAGAGGCCGCGCAAAUCGGCAACCACACGUUUUACUCCCUGGAUAAUCAGAACUUGCGCCAGCUAUGGGACUGGUCUAAACACAACCUGACCAUCCUGCAGGGCCGCAUGUUCUUCCACCACAACCCCAAACUCUGCCUGUCUGAGAUCUACAAGAUGGAGGAAGUGACGGGGACCAAAGCACGAAAAGUCCAGAACGACAUCGGACUUCGCACCAAUGGGGAUCAGGCCUCCUGUGAAAACCAGCUUCUGAAUUUCACCAGCAUCCGCACGAUGGCCAAACACAUAUUGAUCACGUGGGAGCAAUUUUGGCCUCGUGACUUCAGAGACCUGCUGGGCUUCGUGGUGCUUUAUAAAGAAGCUCCGUAUCAGAAUGUGACUGAGUAUGACGGACAGGAUGCUUGCGGUUCUAGCAGUUGGAUGAUCAUAGACGUGGAGGCACCAGAUAGGACGCCAGACACAAAGCGUGACCCUGGCGCUCUUCUGGUGCAGCUGAAGCCAUGGACACAGUAUGCCAUCAUGGUGAAAACACAGCUGUCUGUCUCUGAUGAUCAGCAGGUCCAAGGAGCCAAGAGCAAAAUCAUCUAUGUCCGCACCAGCCCCAGCCGACCCUCUGUUCCUCUGGACCCCACCUCUUUCUCGCUCCCUUUACAUAAGAUCAGGCUGAAAUGGAAAUCUCCCACAGAGCCUAAUGGGAACAUUACACACUACCGUGUGUCGUACCAGAAACAAGGGGAGGACAGCGAGCUGUAUAAGUUUGACUACUGCCAGAAAGGCAUGAAGCUUCCCUCUCGCAGUCCCACAAACCCCAGCCCGGACGUCAGUCUGAAGUGGAAUCAGACUGAGAAUCAGACUCAGAACAAAAAGUGUUGUAGCUGCCCCAAAACUGAGGCGCAGCUGAAAAAGGAGGCGGAGGAGCGCGACUUCCGCAAGACGUUCGAGAACUACAUCCACAAUGAGGUCUUCGAACCCAAAUCACAGCGUCGUCGCCGCUCAGUGGGAGUGGCUAACUCCACUCUCUCCUCAAUCCUCACCCCGCCCCCUCUGGCCAAUGGUUCCUCCCCUACCCCGACGCCAGAGGAAAAGGUGGUGCUGAAGGUCGUCGGCAAAGAAUUUGUAAUAAUCUCCAACCUGCAUCAUUUCACGAGCUACCAGAUGGAGAUCCAGGCGUGCAACCACCCAGACGACCCGGAGUUCUGUAGCGUCGCCACCUUCGUCAGUGCCCGCACCCUACCCGCGGCUAAAGCAGACAACAUUAUGGGUCCUGUUACUCCUGAGAUCCUUGCUGAAGAACCCGAGUUUGUGUACAUCAAAUGGCAAGAGCCCAAAUCCCCCAACGGCAUGAUCAUCCUGUAUGAGGUCAGCUACCAUCGGGUGUCUGAUAACGAGGAGAUGCAUCUCUGUGUAUCGAGGAUCAGUUAUGAAAAGACUGGAGGUUGUAAAUUGAGAGUUGGACAUCCUGGGAACUACAGCGUGCGAAUCCGUGCCACCUCACUGUCAGGAAACGGAUCCUGGACCGAGCCGGUUUACUUCUACGUGCCGGACAACUUGAUGAAUGUGAAGAUCAUCAUCGGCCCUGUGAUUUUGCUCAUCCUCACACUCUUCGUUGGAAGCGCUGUCUGUUUUAUUCUCAGGAAGAAGCAAACCGAAGGACCCACGGGCCCCUUAAUCGCCUCGUCAAACCCAGAGUACAUCAGUGCAAACGAUGUGUACAUUCCUGAUGACUGGGAGGUGGCACGUGAGAAGAUCACACUCCUGCGCGAGCUCGGUCAGGGCUCCUUCGGCAUGGUGUACGAGGGCAUCGCUAAAGAGAUCGUCAAAGGAGAGUCGGAGACACGAGUGGCCGUCAAAACUGUUAACGAAUCUGCGAGUCUGCGCGAGAGGAUCGAAUUCCUCAACGAAGCCUCAGUCAUGAAGGCGUUCAGCUGCCACCAUGUGGUGCGCUUGCUGGGUGUUGUAUCGAAAGGACAGCCAACGUUGGUGGUGAUGGAACUGAUGACACAUGGAGAUCUGAAGAGCUAUCUGCGUGGCCUCAGACCUGACGCUGAGAAUAAUCCUGGCCGUCAUCCUCCCACACUCAGCGACAUGAUCCAGAUGGCUUCAGAGAUUGCAGACGGCAUGGCCUACCUCAACGCAAAGAAGUUUGUGCACAGAGACCUCGCCGCUCGUAACUGCAUGGUGGCCGAAGACCUCACUGUGAAGAUCGGAGAUUUCGGAAUGACCCGGGACAUUUACGAGACGGAUUAUUAUCGUAAAGGAGGGAAAGGCCUGCUGCCUGUCAGAUGGAUGGCUCCUGAAUCGCUGAAGGACGGAGUAUUUACUGCUCACUCAGACUGCUGGUCAUUCGGCGUGGUCCUGUGGGAGAUCAGUACAUUGGCCGAGCAGCCAUAUCAGGGUCUUUCCAAUGAGCAGGUGCUCAAAUUUGUCAUGGAUGGAGGAUAUCUAGAUCGGCCGGAGAACUGUGCUGAGAGAAUGCACAGCCUGAUGCAAAUGUGCUGGCAGUACAACCCGAAGAUGCGUCCCACCUUCACAGAAAUUAUUGAGAUGCUGAAAGAUGACCUUCAUCCGUCGUUCCAGGAGCUCUCAUUCUUCUACAGCGAGGAGAACAAACCUCCCGAAAGCGAGGAGUUCGACAUGGACUUUGAGAACAUGGAGAGCAUCCCGCUGGACCCGUCCUCAUAUAACCAGAGAGAGGAAGGGAGCUUCAUGCGUGACAGCGGCCCCUACGACGAGCACGUGCCCUACACGCACAUGAACGGGGGCAAGAAAAAUGGCCGAAUUCUCUCACUGCCUCGCUCCAGCCCUUCAUAACAUUUCCUCAUGGCGCUGCUCUGUAUUUGUUUAUCUGCUUGUUUUUCUUAGUUUUAAAUUGUAAUCUUUUUUCAGAGGCCCUUAAAAACAGAUCUCAGGUCUUUUUCGUUUUUUUUUUUGUUUGUUUUUUGGACUUCCUUCCUGCUGUGGCGAUGUGAUUGCAAAGCGUCUUUUCUCCAGAUUCAUUCAAAUCGCCGUUUGCUUACAUCUCCUUUCAUUUUGCCAAGUUUCCUGGUCGAUGGAGAAAUAAUUUAAAAACUGUGAAUAUGAACCUCUGAAAACCAGAAGGCUGCUUCAGCUUAACCUCUUUUCCCACUCAACCUAUAUAUAUUUUUUUAAAUAUAUAUAUAUAUAUAUAUAUAUAUAUAUAUAUAUAUAUAUAUAUAUAUAUAUAUAUAUAAUAUUCUGAGUUUCAAAUCGUGGCCUUUAUUGAGUGGCCUACAAAACAAAGAGAAUAUCCAUUUCCUCUGAACAAUGACUUAUAAGACUGUAUUGGAGGAGUUGAUGAACGAGGGAUGAUACAGACUAUUCUGAGAACAAACAUCGUCUUCAUGCUGAGGAGGAUUUUACUUCUUGAGGGUCCUUGAUCCUUUUCGCCAAUCCGCUCUGGUGUUUGGUGAAUGCGUUUUUAAUUUAUUGGCUUUUUCCUUCACCUCUUUCUUAGUUUUUGCUCGUAUCCUUAUUUUUAAUGACUGAAGGAUAUUUAAAACAGUUAAGGAUUGGACAGGGGCGUUUCCUCAAGACUGACCAAAAAGCUGCUGCUUUGAUAUCCAGUGGGUAUAAAUAUAUAAUAUAUACGAUAUAUAGAAUAUUGAUGAGAUGUCAAUAUUUUAUAUAUAUAUAUAUAUAUAUAUAUAUAUAAUAGAGGCAACAUUGAAAAUCUUGUACAUAGUUCAUUUUUUAUGUCUUCAGCAGAUACCAUAUUUUUCAAUAAUGAGUGUCUUUUUAUUUAAAACAUUCACUCACCCAUUAAACAGAAUACUACACUACUCAACACUUUCACAGGAAAUAUCUGUAAUUAGUAACAGAACGUCUAGGGGGCGCUAAUUAAAGCAGGAGAGACAGUGAGACCUCAGAUUGUUUAAAAAAAAGAAAAGAAAGAAAAGUAACCCAGUUUUUAGCUAACAUCUGUUUGUGUUGUUGGUUUGUUUUUGACUCACUGUGUUUGUGUUUAGCUCAAUAUCCAGUUUAUUGCAGGAAAUAACUUCAGGGUUUUAACCAAACUUACAAAAGUCUCUGAAAGAAAUCAUUAAAUGUUUUCUGUCAAAAACUGUUGAAUAUUCUAAAAAGAAAACGAAGCAGUAAGGUGGCAGCAUCACAAGCGCUACAUCCAAAAUCGCUAAAUAGUCUACCACCUGAGGUACAUAAUGCUUUCGAAAAUGAUGCUAACUAGCUAAAUGUUUAGCAGCUGAGCUACUAGCCACUGUGACAAAUGCCACACCCUAAACAGUACACCACCACAGGCUACAAAAUACUAUCAGCACAUGUUAGAUAUUUGUUCUUAUCUUCACUUUAUCCAUAUGACAACUUAUUACCUCAGAACAUCUUUUUAAUUUUUAGGUGUCAAACAUAGGUACUAAAUAGUAAUAGUAAAAAGUAAAUAUUAGCAGGAGUGGUAUCAUCUCUGAGGACUGUGUGGUGGUCAUGAGACUGGAUGAUGAUGAUACAUGAGGUUGUAAUCAAAUCAUUCAGCAGACAUCAAAACAUUCCACUGAGCUUCAUAGAUUUCUCAGUUUAACCAAGAUGUCACAUGGCGUGUGGGGACAAAUGUUACAGAUGUUUUGGUAUGUCUUUGGUUUGUGCAAAAAUUAAGGAUAUAUGGAGGACUCUAGAAGAAGUGGCCUCACCUAUCAAGCAAAAAUUAUACAGAGACUAGAUGCAUGAGAGAAGGCUGCUUUUUGCUUGAAGUCACUGGAUGUUGUCAAACCUUGUUCAGAAGAUUUUAGAAAUGUACUUCUAUAGUUUGUGUUGUUGGAGAACAUGUCUGUUUUUUGUGCUGGUUAAGUAGGUGAUACAAGAUUGAUACAAGUAAAGCAAUGGCUAACUUGGUAGAUGACAAAUGGAACCUAUCAGGAUAUGAAACAAUGACUUAGCACUACUGUUUGUCUUUCUGAAUUCCUUAAAUGCUAACAUGGCUAAGAGGAACUAGUAGAGUGACCAGACACUAGACUCACUGUUGGCGUUUGUGCCCUUCUGACUUCCACUAUUGUUAAAGUGGCUAAAGAUUAGCAGAGCAUUAAACCCAGAUGUACGGAUUACCAUUACAGUUGGUGUUCAUGACGUAGUAACUUACAUAACUGCUAGUGUGGCGAACAAAUUCUAGCAGAGUUUAAACCCUGAAGUUAGCAUUACCGUCAACUUUCAUGAACUUAAACUUAGUCCAGGCGUUAACAAUGCAGAUUUUCUGAUUUAAUAUUUCUAACCUUCUCAGUCUAAAGACUCAUAAACUCCUCACUGCUUUCUAGAGACUAUUAUCAUGAAGGUGUGUGAAAGUUUCUUCAACAAGAUGACCUAUUUCUGAUGUUUGACAUAUUUAUUUUUACUCUAUCUAACCCAGGGUACAUCUUAGUUCAGAUACAUAUAGAGAAGCAGGUAUUAUGACUGAACAGUCACUCGGUCUAGAAAUGCUUAGUUUAAAAAAAAUACAAAAACACUUAUAUUUUUUAAUAUUUUGGACACAGUCUACCUCAGUAAUUUACAGAUUAUAGACAGGCGGAAGGCGGUACAGUGAUGUAGUGGUUAGCACUGUCGCCUUGCAUCUCCAGGGUCCGGGUUCGAUUCCCGUCUGUGUGUGCAUGGAGUUUGCAUGUUCUCCCUGCGCUUGGUGGGUUUCCUCCGGGUACUCCGGUUUCCUCCCACAGUCCAAAGCCAUGUAGGUUAGGUUAAUUGGUGUUCUCAAAAUUGCCCGUAGUGUGUAUAUCUGAGUGCCCUGCGAUGGAUUGGCACCCUGUCCAGUGUGUACCCCGCCUCGUUGCCCUAAAUCUCCUGGGAUAGGCUCCAGGCCCCCCGUGACCCUGAAUACAGGAUUAAGCGAUAAUGACGAUGAGUGAGUGAGACAAGCGGAAGACGUAUUUCUCUCUUUCUCUCUACAUUGCCUGUUAUUCAGCUAACGACGUUAAGGGGAUGUUUAAUGAUUGCCGCCACAACUAGAACAUAAGAUUUCUUUUUUUCUUUUCCUUUCAGGGGAAAAGAUCGUUUCGCUUGAUCACACCACGUAUAUUUAUUGAUGAAGCCACUGAAAUGGGACCUAAUUGAAAUGUAAAAUUUAUAUUUCCACCAGGACAUGUCAAAGUUCAUCUUAAAUCAUUCUGUGAUUAAUCACGUUCGGUGUUUAAAGUAACCUGUUACUGUAGGACAGGGUCUCUAGAAGAGAGUACACUUUAGAUUGAGCGCCCCCUUCUCAAGUUUAGCCUGUAGCGUGUGUGUGAUUACAACUGAUGAUGAUUUCAGUGCAUUUCACUGGAUUGAAUACAAUAAUUUGCUAACUCCAAGCUCAUUUAUAAUGGAAGUCUAGACUAACAAAGAAGGCUGAGUCAUUAGGUCCACUCUCCAGGGGCACCAACAUUUUUAUUUGUUUUUUUUUUACGGUAAUACUCUAUAACUCUUUAAUGAGAGGUCAUAUAUAAACAAAUUACAUAAAACUAUGGCUAUAAAUUCUGCUUAAUGUUUUUUUUUUUUUUUUGUCAAAUUUUGAACUAAUCCAAGUUGGAACUAAAGUUUUGAGCAGGAAACGGAUUAAACAUCAGAACAUGAGCAGCAUACUAUUGAUCUUAAAAGCAGUGCUGCGUGUCACGCUCUUUGGUCACACCUUAGAAACAGUUUUUGUAGGAUACAUUUAUGAACUGAACUACUUUUCAUAAACCUGGAACGUGGAAAAACAUUACUGUCAUAUUGAAUCUAAAUAAAACUUCACACGAGCCACUUAGGUGAAACUGUCUUAUAUGUCCCUAACACAGUAGAUAACUAUAAACUGCUCAUAGACUUCCACUGUAAGUGAAUUUGGAGUAAAUACAUUUUUUGGUUAUUUUUUCAGUGAAUGAAAAUGUUCCGAGCAAUCUUGUCCGUGGUACUGACACACAUGCUGUAGAUCAGGUGGAUGGAGGUUAUGUUAAAAACAACUUGAGUUUUCCUUUCUUUUUGUGAAUUAAGGACAUUCAAUUUGACAACCUCAACCGAUACCAGUCAUCAUAUUCACACAUUAAACUUUAUAAAAAAAAAAAAGAAAUAAAGAAAGAAAAAAAAAACUGUGGCUGUGAGUGAUGAAAGAAAAGUGUCAUUGGACACAUACAAAGAAAUCCAGCAUAAGCUUUUUACACUCUUGGUUUGUUCUGUUUGUGUCAAAUUAUUUCUCUAUUUUGGACACAAUAUGGAAUCCCUUUGUCAUGUCAUGAUGAAAAUAGUUCCCUUUCUUGUGUGAACUGAAUGUGUUUCCUGGUAAAUGUUUUUGUCUGUUUCAUAUAUGUAUUUUUCCUUACUGUGAAAAUGGAGAGUUAUUGCUAGCGUUGUUAUGGGUUUGGGGGAGAUGGACGCUCAACGCCUCCCCUUGUGCAUGGGUUAGCUCUUCUAGGACAAUCCUGUGUGCCAAAAAGUUUUCAUGGUUUUUUUUUUUCCUCCUCCUUUAAACAAAUCUCGGCUUAAGAUGAAUUCUCAGGAAGGCUCGAGCAUGGGAGGCUCUGCUUGCUCCCUUAGCCUCUUGAUCAUGCUAGAAAUUUGUUGUGCUCUUUUUAUUUUUUCUGGUGGAUUCUAGCGACACAAGUGAAGAGCGCAUGGCGCAUCGUGUAGCCUAAAGGCCCUUACCCACAGUGCCUUGCACAGACUUUAAACCAAACCCAGGCAUCAGACUCCCCUGGACUUAAAGCGUUCCUUCCAGAUGGAGAGGAGAGCGUUGUUUGGGACACUUCCUGGAGUAUUUACCCGCAUCUUUGGGGUUUUUAAAUGCAUAGUCUGAGAGAAAGGUGAACUUUUAAAGGGUUAGACUUUUUUUUUUUUUUUUUAAAGUUUGUUUUUGUUGCUUUUUGUUUUCUUUGUUUCCCCCAUCCUCCCAGUUUCAUCUGCUUGGCUCGAUAUUACUGUAUGGGUAUAUGUGAAUGAUAUUCAUGUUUUUUUUUUUUUUUCUUUUUUUCCUUUCUUUAUUUUUUCCCCUUGUGUUUUGUUUUUAAACCUGAACUUGUCUCUGCUUGGAAUUGCUUUGGCUUUUUUUGCUUUAAUGCAGCAAAAUGGAUGAUCAGUCCCAUCUAAACUUUAGCUUAGUCCUUAUCUCAUCACUCAUCCUAGUUCAGAAGAAAACUGGGAUGUGUAGUAAUUUGAACUGUUUCUUACAAAGAAAAUUAAAAAAGGAAAAGAAAAAAAAAACAAAAAUCUGAAAACUAAGUUAUACUGAAGAAAGCAGUAGAUUCCCCACAAACAAACAGCACUUAAUUUUAAGUUUAGAUCGUUUUUUUAUUAUUAUUGUGUUGUUUUUUUUUUAUUGUUUUUUUUUUUUUUUUUAAAGAAAGCGAGCUGGCAGUGUGACAGGCUGAAGACAAGGCAUUGUAUGUAUUUUAUUGUUAUUAAGAAAAAGAAAAAGAAAAAAAGUAUUACAUUAUUAGAGAUGUUCAUUUCUAUUUUUUUAGCCAAAAAAACAGGGCGGGGCAAAAAAUUUAAACUACUUUUCUGACUGUAAACUGUUUUGCUAUUCUUGUACAUUAUGAAAUGAAAUUUGCAUUAAAAGUGUAUAUAGUCUUUUUUGAAAGGGAAAAAAAAGCGGGACGUCCUUUUGGUCACCGCAGUCUGGAUGUUUCUCAUUUUCGUGUACAGCCGCUUGUUUGCCAUCCAUGAAAUCAUUGCUGUCUGUUUCUGCGUAUUUUAUAUCACAGAUCUCACCUUUGUACGUGUGUAUGUUUUUGUGCAUUGUAUAAUACGAAAUUCUCUCCACAGUGAGGUAUGAAAACUGAAAAAGAUUGAUGGAGGUUCUUUAAGGUCUUAUUGGGUUGAAAGUUUUUAUAAGUUUAAUAAAAUAAUGAUUCAAUGAGGAAAAAUCUAAGUUACAUCAAAUUUAAAUGUUUAACUUUAGUUUAAGAGGCUGAUGAAGUUAACAAGUGACACAUUUCACCCAAAAUAUUGAGCUUAGCCUUUAAACAUGAACCAAACCUCGGGCAGCAAGAAGCUAGAACAUGAACAUAACACUUUGUGUAAUAUAAUAUUUCUUCACCCAUUUAGGCCCUGCCCAAUAAAGUAUAAAAAUUUAGAUAUUGCAUGUUGAUUAUAACUUUUUUUAAUUAAACCUAUUAUGAUGCAUAAUAUUUGUUUGAUAACAACUGGAAGCAAAUGAAAAAAGAAGGUAAAAACAACAUGAAAAAGGAGCUAAAUAAAAAAAAUAAUAGAAGCUAAAUAAAAAAUAAAUAAACUAGACAAAAAUUUAACCUUAACACAGAAUUAGCUCCAUGUUACUUUAAGCAACAGUUAAGAUAGUCGUCAUUCUAAAAUUACUUUUGAACACUCAGAAAUAUCUACUGUAUUAUGAGAAUAAAUAAAGGCUCAUGAUAUUAAAUUGAUGUUUAUUCAUUUAAUAGCACCCAAUUCUGUACUACUGUUCCUCUGUUAUGCUCUCUAAUCUCAUUUAUACCUAUCUUUAAUCUGGGGUGUAUCGACUGAUAACCUUUUGGGUGAGACGUUCAUUACUUGUUAUCUCGUUUAGACUCCGAACUCCAGUGGGGAUAAAAAUGAAAAAGCAACCAUUAGGCUCAUUCAGAAUUCCUAAAUCUCAAAUAGAGAUUCUUAAAUCAGGAUUUUCUGAAUUCUAAAACAUACUUCACCUCGCCACUGUUUCACAUCGUUCUCUUUCUCAUCAUUUUUCCUCAUCAUGUGUUGUCAGACACUUUGACAAACCUGUGACAUAUGGAACAUGUACACACACAAAACCACAAGACGAAUCCCUGGUCAUGCCAUCAGUUUUGCUUUACUUACACACUGGUCUGUGUGUAUAUAAAACUACAAUCACAAGCUCUGUGACAAAGAAGCAACUAUAUCGGAUCAAAAGUGCCAUGAUUAAAUCCCGCUUUAUUACUCUUGUUGUUUUUCUUCCUCAAGGAGAGCCAAGCAGUGAUGUGUACAGAAAACUGUUAUGUUGAAUGGUAUAAAAAUAAAUCUUGCUGUGUGUAAAUUAUUUAACAAUUAACUGUUUAUAUAAAAGAUUAUGAAUAAAAAAAACCUAUGGG